Molecule: messenger RNA, 2169 nt
Organism: Elaeis guineensis (African oil palm)
Lineage: Eukaryota; Viridiplantae; Streptophyta; Magnoliopsida; Arecales; Arecaceae
Product: protein RBL
Cellular component (GO): Set1C/COMPASS complex
Molecular function (GO): protein binding
Source: RefSeq, a predicted model, not a curated record
UGCUGUUCUCAUCUUUUUAGCGGCCGAAGCUAGGGUUGUCUUUUUAAUUUCCUACUUAAAUCCCGGCAUUCGAGGAGUUCGAAACGGAGUCGGAAUUAGGGCUUCCUUCGUUAUAUUUGGGAAUUCGAAACCAAGCUGAACUGGGAUUGGGACUCGAGGCUUUCGUCCGCCCCUCCUUGGGGGAAGAAAGAUCUUGCGGUCUCGAUUUCUUAUCCUGCGUGCGAUCUUGAAUCCUUUUGCUUCGCGCGAUUGGAGAGGCGGCGGCCGAAGGCCGACGGCGCCGGAGAUUUCUCAGUCUGUGUUGAUUUAAAUCUGUCUGUCUCUGUUUGCGUCUGCAUCUGCGCGCCUGUGUGCUUCGAUUCUGGUGGAGCUAAUGCGGUAGAAAGCCUUGUUUGGGGCGGAAUCUUUUAGCUCAGAGUAGCUCCGGAGGACGAAAACCAUGAAUGUCCCAAUUAUUGAUCCGUUGCAGGGGGAUUUCCCGGAAGUGAUAGAGGAGUAUUUGCAGCAUGGGAACAUGAAAUGUAUCGCCUUCAAUCGCAGAGGAACUCUUCUUGCUGCUGGUUGUGCUGAUGGGAGCUGUGUCAUAUGGGAUUUUGAAACUAGGGGAGUUGCUAAGGAGCUUCGGGACAAAGACUGUAUUGCCCCUAUAACUAGUGUCUGCUGGUCCAAGUAUGGUCACCAUAUACUAGCUUCUGCUACUGACAAGUCAUUAACACUUUGGAAUGUUGUUAAUGGGGAGAAGAUGGCUCGUGUGACUCUGCAGCAAACUACUCUUCAUGCACGUCUCCAUCCAGGGUCUUCUACUCCAUCAGUCUGCCUGGCUUGUCCCCUCUCUUCUGCACCUAUUCUUGUUGAUUUGAACACUGGCAGCUCCACUGUUCUGCCUGUUUCAGUGUCAGAUGCUGGAAAUGGCACUACUGCUCCCCAUCCGCGCAAUAAAUUUUCCGAUGGUUCUCCACCCUUCACUCCCACUGCAGCAACUUUUAAUAAGUAUGGGGAUCUAAUAUAUGUUGGGAACUCCAAAGGUGAGAUUCUCAUAGUAGACUCCAAGAACAUACGGGUACAUGCAAUAAUUCCUAUUUCUGGGGGUUCUGUAGUCAAGGAUAUCGUGUUUAGUAGGAGUGGACAGUAUCUGCUCACAAAUUCAAAUGACCGAGUCAUUAGAGUCUAUGAAAACCUUCUUCCUCAGAAAUUUGCAGCAAAUGAACUUGAAGCAAUGAGCAGCAAUGAUCAUGAAUUUCAAGGGAUUGAGAAGUUGAAAGUAGAUGGAUCUAAGUGCCUGCUCCUAUUUCGGGAGUUUCAGGAUGCAGUGACAAAGAUACAAUGGAAGGCUCCAUGUUUCAGUGGUGACGGUGAGUGGGUUAUUGGUGCUUCUGCCAGCAAAGGGGAGCAUAAAUUAUACAUAUGGGACAGGGCUGGGUAUCUUGUGAAGAUCCUAGAAGGACCUAAAGAGGCUCUUAUAGACCUUGCCUGGCAUCCUGUUCGCCCUUUGGUGGUCUCAGUUUCUGUUGCUGGUUUGGUGUAUAUUUGGGCCAAAGACUACACUGAAAACUGGAGCGCAUUUGCUCCUGACUUCAAGGAACUCGAGGAGAAUGAAGAAUACGUCGAAAGAGAGGAUGAAUUUGACUUGAUGCCUGAAUCGGAGAAGGCGAAAGAUUUGGACAUCAAUCAAGAUGAGGAAGUUGACAUUGUGACCAUGGAGAAAGAUUCAGCUUUUAGUGAUUCUGAAGCAUCACAGGAGGAGCUGUGUUUCUUGCCUGCUAUCCCUUUGCCAGAUGUUCCUGAACAAGACAAAUGCCUUGGAAGCUCAUCAAAGUUGGAGGAUAGCAAUCAUUCUGGCUCCCCAUUUUCAAUUGAAGCAGCACAGGAUGGUCAGGCUAUACUUCCUGCUUCAAGUCCAUUGGAAGUUGUGGGCAAUUCUACUGCAGAAGAGGCGGUGGAGACCUCGAGCUUAAAGAGGAAGAGGAAGCCAUCAGUGAAGGGGAUGGAGUUGCAGGCGGAGAAGGGCCGGAAACCGUCCACAAAAAUCAAGCCAUCGGGCAAAUCCUCAAAAUCCAAAAAUAAACAUGGGGAUGGGCUUGACACAAAUGGCUCUGUACUCGAGGAUGAUGUAACUGAUGAUUACCUAUAGACAAUUCUAAUUGAUUCCUUCCUUAUUUAUUUCUGGCA